CAAUGUGUUUUUUGCCUGGUUUCGAUAUGAGGUCACAGUUUCACCCUCAAGCUGGGAAAAGGCAUUUUAUGGAAAUGUCUGCUUGUCAGUAACCUCAGUUUCCAGCGCCUCCCUCAUUACCGCCGUCAAGUGUUUACAGUGUCUUCAUUAGCAGCCAGCCCUCUAUUGAUAACAAAGCUUUAAAGAAGGCAUAAACGACAGUGAUAAGCAUGGCCAAGCUACUAUUUUGGUUGACACAAGUCCCCCUGUUUACUCUGGGAGCAUGGGAGCGGACAUCAGGACUGUGAUCCCGGCAUUGGGGAUCUUCAUUUUCAAACUGUGCCACCGCAAAAGUCUGCUUUCAAACAGGGAAGAAGGUAAAGUUUUUGCCAGUUCAGUGGCUUAGAAAAAAAACUUUAACAAAAUGCAGAUCUCCAGAACCUUUCUGUUCCGGUUGUGUUUGAGUUUGGUGAUUUCGACCGGCUCCUGCACCUGUAAGCCUCUCACUAAUGACAUCCAAGGCGAGGACCUGGAGGAAAUCUACUCUCAGCUGACAGAGGACUUUCUGGAAGAGGAAGAUGCAGACUCGAGGAUGGAGAACCUCCUCGGAACCAUGAAGGAGGGCUUACUGAGGCAACUCAACCUGUCAGAUGUUCCUCAGGAGCACAACAAGAUCUUCCCCCCUCAGUUCAUGAUGGAGUUGUACAACAAGUACGCCUCGGGCAGCUUGGCAGUACCUCAGUCUGAUGUCAUACGAAGUUUCUCUGUCCAAGAUAUCACUCUCUCUAUGACAGAUGGCACAAAGACCAAACACAGGCUGCAGUUCAAUGUCAGCAUCCCCAGCCAUGAAAAGAUCACCACUGCAGAGCUACAGCUCCUCUUCUUCCCCGAUGCCGGGUUGAAGGUCACUCCCCACAGUUUCAAGGCCAUCGUCAAAGUCUAUGAAGCUGAUUACAACAAUUUCACAUCCCAGCUACUCGUCGGCAAAGUGGUGAAAGGCUCACAGAGCACAUGGGAGACAUUCGAUGUGACCACAGCGAUUCAGAGGUGGAUCAGGUCGGGACGUGCAGCUACAGUGUUUGAUAUAGUGGUGGAUAAGAAGCACUGCGGGGCCCCUGAUAGUGGAGAGGAAGGAACCAGCUGUUUAAACAUGAGCCUGUCUGUUGGAGAUAAUACCUCGGCAGCUUUAAUAGUCUUCUCAGAUGACCUUGGUAGCAGGAGGAGGGAGACGAAGAAAGAGCUAAGAGAGAUGAUCCUUCAUGAAGAAGAAACCAUCCUGCACUCGGGGGCCGACUGGAGCAGAGGAAAUCAACUUCCAAACGAGAUCCCGGAGGCUCAGCACCCACGGAGAAAGAAAAGAAAGGCAGAGAGGGAAUACUGCCGGAAAACCUCGCUCAAGGUCAACUUUAGAGACAUCGGCUGGGACAGCUGGAUCGUGGCGCCUCCAGAAUAUGACGCCUUUGAAUGUCGAGGAAUGUGUUACCACCCGCUGACGGAUGAAUCGACCCCGUCAAAGCACGCCCUCAUCCAGACACUGAUGAACAUCAAAGACCCCAGAAAGGCCAACAUGGCAUGUUGUGUCCCCAUCAAACUGGACCCCAUCACAGUCAUGUAUCAGGAGAAUGGACGACUCACCAUCAGAUACCUGUACGAGGAGAUGAAGGUGGCAGAAUGUGGCUGCAGGUAGUCAGAGAGGGCUGGUUUGUCCUGCUGCUAGCAGAGAUGAACAUGAGUCUAAAAAGAGGUGUUGCAAUAUACCAGCAUUGACGAUGACCAUGGUAUUUAAUGAAAUAUUGAUGUAAUGCUAAUAUACCAAAUGAUAAUGUAAAUAAUUAAAUGUCAAUUAUUAUCUGGUUUGCAAUCCAACACAGGAACAACAUACAGUACGGAUGUGGUUACAGACUCUCUCUGCCUCUCAACAUUCCUAUUUUGAGUGUAAUUAAUUUGCCAAACAAGAGACAAAACACAAUAAACAAAGCUGAAGAGGAUCUUGGUGAUUUUUUUAUUUGCUUGUUUGUUUGUAUUUUUGUUUUCACAGAUAUUGCAAUAGUAUUGUUUCUGUGAAUUGUUUUUCGGCACCAUUAUUCAUGAUGGGGAAAUCUGAUAUGUGCUAAAUCUGAUUUUCAUUCAGUUCAGUCUGAUGUUCUCCUCCAUACCCUCCACUGGUCCAAGAAGACACAUGGAAAUCCAUAUACAACCAUGCCUCCAUCUGCAUUAUUUCACAUUUAUCAGCCACAAUCACACAAUUACCUAAUGCUCAUUCUGUGUUCUGAGUGUUGUUUUGUUUAGUUUUGAUCAAUAAUUCUCAACUAUUUUUAAACACAAAAAACAUAAUUCUCGGUGUUUCGGUGUCUUAACAGUAUGACCAAGAACACAUAGCAUCAAAUGCUGUUUCCAAAUUUGGCAGACUUACCGUGGAUGUAGCUAAUAUGCUAACAAGGAAACUAAUGAGCUCGCUGGCACUUACCUUCAAUACAUGAAGGGAACACGGUAAAGUCAUCUCAUUCAUAAGGGUAUUAUCAGAAUUAAAGUUACAUGAAUAAUAUAUGAAAACUGACAGUGGGAAUUAUUUUAUGUUCUGCUUUCAGGGAAUGCGAUUGCUUGAAUGGUAAUAGCGUCAGAGUUCAUUUCAUUGGCCACAAAGAACAGAAUAGAAUAGAAGAUUUGUUAUAACCCAUAGACUGAAUAUGAGUCUGAAACUGAAGCCAAUGUGGAAGUGUAUUAAACCUGCAUUCUUUUCUGCAGCCAGCAGGGGGCGACACCUCUGGAAGACUGAUUGUAUAGAAGUCUCUGAGAAAAUGCCCCUACUUCUCACUUCAUCUGUUACAUCAGUAAACAUUUUCCUAUUGAGUUUACAGUUCCAAUCACUUGUUUCAAGUUUCCUUCAGUACAGCAUGUGUUUAUUAAAUUAUGGUUCCAUUUAGAAGACAAUGGGCAGUAAAGCUGGGGAUGUUUUAGGGUGUGGCUACCUUUUGAUCUGACAAUUAGCUACCGUAUCAGUGUGCAUGUUGUCUUUGAGUUCUCAGUCAGAUCCACCCUGCAUGACCAUGGCCAAAUUUCAUUCAUAUAUAUGUCACUAUCAAGUCCUAUGAUAACAAUUUUGGGUUUCACUUUUCGUCAGAUGGUUUGAGAACCAAAUGAACAUACAGGGCCUUGUUGAAAUGUUUUUUGUGGUAAACUAAAAGGAACAGGCACAGUUUAUAUUUAAUUCUUAUUUGUAUAUAAAAGCUUUCCAUUUAGGUGUAUUGGAUUAAUGUGUUCAACUUUAAAACUAAUAAAAUUGUAUUUCUAUUUUGAAGUAAUGUAAAAAAAAAAAAAAAAAGGAACACAUGCAUGUAAAAUAAUGUUAAAAAAUAUAUAUAUGUGAUUUUUAAACAUAAAUGGUGUUGGCUUCUUUUAAGUUUCAUUAGUAAAUUUAAUUACUAUUACAACAAGUACAAGGACAUUUUAUUUUUGUAAAAGUUUUAAGAGGAUUCAUUGGUAAUGAUACUCUGGUCAAACACAUAAAAUAACAUUUAGUCACUGCUCAUCUGUUAAUGCUUAUGUAAAUCUGUAUACUACUAUUGGAAGUGUACUUUGUUUAUAUUGACAUAUACCUUGAAAUACUCUGUAAAUUGCUGCCAUACAAACUUGAACUGCUUAUACAUGCAUUCUACAUUCUGCCAUGAAAUAAGUUGUCUCUAUAUAAGCUAUACAGUAUGGCAGUAGUAAACUCCUGCAGAGAUAAGUCUGUAUCUGUAUUCAUGUUUGUUUUGACAAAAUCAUCCAGACAAUGAUGGAAAAUUAAAAAGAAAAAAAAAGUUCAAUAAAAUGUGUUUUCCUCUGUG
Molecule: messenger RNA, 3806 nt
Organism: Acanthochromis polyacanthus (spiny chromis)
Lineage: Eukaryota; Metazoa; Chordata; Actinopteri; Pomacentridae
Gene: gdf2
Product: growth differentiation factor 2
Exons: 2
Coding region: 404-1666 (420 amino acids)
Biological process (GO): SMAD protein signal transduction; BMP signaling pathway
Cellular component (GO): extracellular region
Molecular function (GO): growth factor activity; cytokine activity
Source: RefSeq, a predicted model, not a curated record